Ricinus communis (castor bean) is the source of this 3623-nucleotide messenger RNA. RefSeq lists its product as uncharacterized. Bases 1176 to 2948 code for a protein of 590 amino acids. Lineage: Eukaryota; Viridiplantae; Streptophyta; Magnoliopsida; Malpighiales; Euphorbiaceae. The transcript is spliced from 2 exons. The record is from RefSeq and is a predicted model, not a curated record.
AAAUAAGAAAAAAUAAACAGCUAAGAAACUCCAGCUGUAACUGCAGCAAGUAAAGUACAACUUCAACAAUGCUCUUUUCUGGUUCAAUGUGCGAAUGAGUUCCGCAUCUCAGUUUUUUCAUAUUAUAAAUAGUAAAGUUGAUGCUUCCUGCAAAUAGAGAUUCUUUGUUCUAAUAUAGCCUGGAUCGUCUAGACUUUUAUUUCCAUACCAGGUGUCUUGUCCCUGUAAGAAUGCAAAUAAGAGAGAAGCAACAUUCCAUGGUUAUGAUGCCAAUUCUGCUAUAUCUUAUUUAACAGGCCAUCUAAAGAACAUCAUUUCUUAAACUGGUCCAUAUAACUAUUUAUAUUGCCUUUCCAUCACAGGCUAAAAAGCUAAACUUCUCAUGCCAACUUUCCACCAAAAGAAAAGAUAAAAAAAAAAAAAAAUGUUAUGUUUUCCCAAUUAUCAAUUCUUUUACAGAACCACCACUUAAUUCAUUACAGCUGUAACUUGACAAUUAACAUAAGAUUGUAACUCCUGAAGGAGUUAAAUUCAGAAUACAACUUUGGAAGAUCACAAAUCUUUUGUCCAAGAAGUAAUGCAGGCGUUUGGUAGAAAAUACAUAAUAAUAAGAGACAAAAAGAUCUUUAAAAUCCUCUGAGAAUAUAAUUAUUUGGUGAAAAAUUAAAAAGCAUUUAUUUACUUUUAAACCUGCUAAUUGCUAAUAUUCAGAAAAGAAAAGAAAAAGGACCUAUAACUCUUUCCUUCCAGUAUCCAGCCAACUUACUGACUUAUUUCCAUAAACAGAAAAAACACAAACAGAAACACUCAGAGUAUCUGUACAGAUAUGACUCAUUUAAUCAGACAGGCAAGGACGAAUCUUUCCUUGCCAUUUGCGGAGAGAAAGUAAGGACAUAAAUGCCUGAAAGAAAGAACAGCGUCAUGGAAGAGAUGUGCAUUUGAGGGUUGGUGGUGUUUUUGAUAGGAAAGCAGUCACCUUGUUCUUGAUCAGAGUUUCUUCAUCUACUGAAAGCCUAGGCAUUGCUGGAACUAUUGAUAUCCUCUUGAAAUUAGCUGAGUUCCAAGUUUGUUUGCUGCUGUAUUGUUUUUCCGCACUCUUGAAAUGAUAAUGGCAAGUAGGGCAAUAUCUAUGCUUUGAUUCUCCAGAGAAAGUUAGUCUUUUCUGGAUCCUUUAGAUGUUUGCCAACUUUAAAAUGGGAGAGGAACUGAAAUUCCAGCAGCGCUGGGAUUUUAGGAGGGGUGACAGUGACUUUGAUUCUUCAAGCUAUGAUUCUAAAUCCAGUUUAGGUGGUGAACCAGCUCAUAAAAAGCAUAGACUGGCCCUGAUUCCUGUUAACAAUGAUGAAAUUGAUGCUACUACUAGAUUUCAGCAGAAGGGCGAUAAUGAUCCUGGAAUUUCAGGUCAAAUUGUACCUGGAAAAGCUGAGGAAGGGAAAAGAGGAAGAAGUAAAAAUGUCAACUUGGCUCCAAAUAAAAAGAAGAGAAGAACUCGAAAAGGAGCAGCUCGGAAAAAGGGUAAAACUAAAACUAGUGUCGAUGAGCAUGCUGCUUUGGAUGAUCUCAAAAACUACAUGAACUCUUUGCUGGAAGAACUUAAAGUUACAAGAAAGAAUUUGGUAUCAUGGAUGAAGGAAGAGAUGGCGAAGUUGGUGGAAGAGGAGAAAGCUUCUGAAUCAGAAAGGAAAGAAGGCAGUUUUAGAGGAGAGGAAAACCAAUUGAAGUAUCAGAACAACUCUGAGGAGAAUGCUCGCGUUCAAUACCAAAAUCUCUUUGGUAAGAACAUCCAAGUCCAGCAUCAGAAUAACUUUGAGGACUAUAGUCAGUUGCAUCACCAGAGCAAGUUUGAGAAAAAUGUCCAGACGCAGCAGAUAAUCAACUUGGAAGAGAACAUUGAAUUACAGCCUCAAAAGAACUGUAAGGAAAAGGUUCAAGUGCAGCGUCAUAACAAGAUCAGAACUGGUACAGGCGGUCGAAGUUGCAAUGGCGGACCUUCUCAAAGGUAUAGUAGAAACAAGAAAUUGGCUGAUUCUAACAACACUCCAGUACUUGAAGAUCAAGCUGAUUAUAGUCGCGCGAUUGUCUUGUUGACACCAACUGAAGGGAAUGGGGAAGAUAGAUUGGCAUUACCUGACAAGUCAAUUUCUAAGUUUGGCCCCUCAGACUCGAAUCUGCAAGCACAGCAACAGAAGAGCAUUGUCUUAGGCAUAAGAGCUCAAAAUUGCAACGGUGGAUCCCCAGUGAAGUCUGCAAAAGGCAAAAGAGCUGCUAAAUCUAAUGAUCACUGCCAAGUGCCCAAUGAUCAAGUUGAUUUCAGCCAAGGUAUUGGAUUCAUAGCUCCAACUGGGAAGGACAAAGGAGAAAGAUCAAGAUUAUAUAUGGAGCCAAACUUUUCUUCUAAUUCCUUCAAUCAGACAGCUUCAUCGAUGUACUUAACGUUACCAACUGUACUAGCGAAUCCUCAUAUUCAAAAUCAUAGACCUGAUACUUCUUCAAUUAACUAUUUUCAACCAAGAAUUCCCCAGAACCAAGCAGGAAUAAAUGCAGAAAAAUCGGAUCCAAUACUAGGUUCAAGCAGCUAUCUUGGAUACUAUCAAAGCAUGCUGCAGCCAGAAGACAGAAGUAGAAACUACUCUCAAAUGAGUUAUAGCGAUAUCAGUUCCUUUAACCAGAAUGGCACAACUACUUCAUUUGUUGGACAUGGAGUCACAGUUCCUCUGCAGGCUGUAAGUGGAGGAUUUAACAUUCCAAACCAAUUUGACUUGGAAAGCCUACCCAGGAAAAAUAGUAAUACACUUGGUCUGUCAAUGAAUGGAGGAGCUAUCAGGUUUUCCGGUGAAGGUUACUCUUUACCAGAACCUUACAUUGCCAACAACUUCCACAGCCAUUCAAAUUAUAGAGCAGAUGGCAGACUAAUGACAUACCAAGACAGUUUUCGACAGCCAAAGUAGGUUCUACUGUCUAGCUAUAAUAUCAGAAAAGAUGAAACUUUCAGGAUCUCUUCCAAGUUUUCUUGGCUGGUGGUUCAUUAGUUUAGCUGUUGCAAGAAGCAAAGUUGGGAAUUUUCAACAAUCCUUUGCCUAAAAACAUCAAAUAAGAUAAUUAUAUGUCGGCCUACAGAAUGGCUACGAUAACUGCUCCUUUUCACCAAAACUUUUCUGAGGCUAUGAGAUUUAUGAUCUUUUCUUUCCUAUACUAGGUUAAUUUUUUUUUUCUUUUCCCCAUGAUGGAGAUCUGAAUGUUCAAGGGUUUUUUCUGGUCCCAACUUUCUUUAGGUGUUUGUCUCUGUUACACCAUAGGUUUUACUACAGAAGAAGGAAAAUGAUGCAUCAAACAUGCUUCAGAUCUUUUUUUUUUUUUUUUUGAACUUUUUUCUUUAUGCUGAGAAUACUUUUCAUGCAAUUCAUUAUAAGCUUUGUUUUUUCUUUCUGUUUUAUCUUUUCUUAUAACCCUCAGAACUAGUAUUGGUCAAAAAAGGCUGCUUAGCAGCUGAAAUGCUAAAGCUACACUAGAGAAGUCAUGUAGUGGGAAUAUUAAUGUCACUUUGGUUUGGAUUUGAUGAAUCAGUGACAAAAGUGCAACUUUCUUAAUGGGAAGGUAUCAAUCACUGGUUCUGUUCUUUUGAA